Molecule: messenger RNA, 384 nt
Organism: Trypanosoma grayi
Lineage: Eukaryota; Euglenozoa; Kinetoplastea; Trypanosomatida; Trypanosomatidae
Exons: 1
Coding region: 1-384 (127 amino acids)
Biological process (GO): DNA repair; DNA replication; DNA recombination
Cellular component (GO): nucleus
Molecular function (GO): DNA binding
Source: RefSeq, a predicted model, not a curated record
AUGCGCACUGCCCCGCACCUUGGUGGUGGUGCUCGCCCACAGACGAGCCGCCUCCCCCCGUUCACCGGUGUCUCCCCGCGUGUCUCGGCCCGCGACGCUGCGGCGCACCGCGGCGAGUACGUCUCCGUUGUGCUGAAGCCGACUGCACUCAACCCGCAACGCGGCUCGCUCGAGGCGCUCUGCAUCGCAACAGAGGAACCGGUGGAGGUUAUGGGGCUUCCGGCAGGCGCGGAGGUGGCGCAGGUAAACGAGUUUGUAUGCUAUGUGAACCCUAGCAACGGGGAGCUGGAGUACUUCCAGCACGGCACAUACAACGACGAGUACGACGUGGAGACGUACCGCAAGCUUCUGGGUCUCUGCGCAAAGUUCCCAGAGAUUUUUUAA